GGAAAAAGUAAGCAUCUUUAAUGAGAAUCCGAGAUGGGUUUUUGCUAUGUUGGGGAAUAUUCUUGUGGAAUCUUUUUUAUUCUCAUUCUAGCUUCUGAUUGGCUUUGCAUUUUGCAAGACAAAUAAGGAAUGCACAAUAGUAGAGCAAUGAAUGCCAACAAACCGACUACUAGCCGACUAAGCUCGAUUAGGGAACGAAAAACGGCAUUGCAACGAGAUGUUGAUAAGCUGAAAAAACGACUCCAACACGAAGAAAACGUUCACCGAGCACUCGAGAGGGCUUUCACUAGACCUCUCGGUGCUCUUCCUCGUCUCCCUCCGUAUCUCCCAUCCGAGACACUCGAGCUUCUUGCUGAGGUGGCGGUUUUGGAAGAAGAAGUCGUUCGUCUCGAAGAAAAAGUCGUCCAUUUCAGACAAGGACUUUAUCAAGAAGCCGUCCAUAUUUCAUCGUCCAAGAAAAAUAUCGAUUUAUCGUUACUUCAAAGUGAUGCAAUUUCUGCAGCAGAUAUUAUAAAGAAACCUUCUAUUUCCGAUGAAAAGAGAGGAAAAGAGAACCAAUCAAGUACGAAGCCCUCGAAGAGUAAGCAGCAAUUGCCGAAUUCGAAAUUACAAACCGUUACGACUCCAGUAAAAAGGCCUCCGAAAAUAUCACGGUUGGAAAGCCCUAUUAAAAAGGAAAUAUCGCUCGUAGACGACAGUCCGAAUAAAAUAUCCGAGAGCAUUCUAAAAUGCUUAAUGGAUGUUUUCUUGAAAAUGAAUUCUUUGGAAAUAUUCGAUUAUGAGGAAUUUAAGGACCCGUACGGUAUUUGUUCGAAGUUCGAGAAGAGAGAUAUUGGUCCGUAUAAGCGUUUGCUUGCAAUCGAAGCCACCUCUCUCAAUCCAAACCGAACGACAAUAUCUAUAUUCCUAGUUCGAAGAUUAAAGACCGAUUUUUCUCCGGCGUUUAUCGAGUACGGCAUUCCCGAAAGUCCCGAAUUCGUCGUUUCACUAAUGCAAAAGGCUACAGUGAAUGUCGGCGGACACAUUUUAAAUGCAAUAACAAUCGAGCACUUUAUAUUGCGACUGCCUUAUCACUCUAAAUAUACUCUCUCAAAAGGUGCGAAAAACGAUGAGGUGGCGACACGUGGCAUGUUCGGAUUGGACUUGUCUGAACCGUUGGUCACGUUCGCGCUCUCUUGCGGAAGCUGGUCUUCCCCUGCUGUGCGAAUCUACACUGCAUCUCAAGUUGAAAAUGAGCUAGAAACGGCUAAAAGAGAGUACUUACAAGCGGCAAUCGGAAUUUCAAGAAGCGAAAAAGUCAUGGCGAUACCAAAGCUGCUCGAUUGGUAUCUUCUAGACUUUGCUAAGGAUACCGAGUCGUUGCUCGAUUGGAUAUGCCUUCAACUGCCGUGUGAACUCGGAAAAGAAGCAAUGAAAUGCCUCGAGACACGAAAAGACGAACCUACCCUCCAAUCCCUUCAGAUAAUAUCGUAUGAGUUUCGAUUCAGAUAUCUUUUCGCGCACAUGAAUAAAGUUUAGAGAUCAAUUU
Erythranthe guttata (spotted monkey flower) is the source of this 1528-nucleotide messenger RNA. NCBI's taxonomy places the organism in Eukaryota, Viridiplantae, Streptophyta, Magnoliopsida, Lamiales, Phrymaceae. The record is from RefSeq and is a predicted model, not a curated record.